AUUCUACAUGCUAGAUUAUUGAAAGAAUGGAGAACAUAACAAGAAUAUGAGGUCAUCGAUGUUGAUAUGCAACGUAAAUCACGACAGCAGAAUCCGGUGGUGCAUAACUAGGAGCUGACAAGAAACAGGAAGCUUGAUCAGCCCACUAAAGUUUCGGCCUCUUCACAAGCUAUCUCGAGAAUCAUGGCGAAAUUAGGGGGAGUGGAGAAUGGUAAUGGGGCAAAAUCGUCGCAACAGAAUCGUUUUGCAAUUAUGGGGGAUUUGAUGGAUGAGGAAACUAAUCUCGUAGGAGCAAUUAAAGGGAAGGAAGUGAUAGAGGCAAGAAACUCCAGAAAUUCAAUUGGAGACUCACUUGCAAUGGACAUCACCCAUUCCCCAGUCUUUGAAGCCCAGCUGUCUGGCCCAACCCACCAAGAGGUUAGUAAAUCGACGCCAACCCCAGAUAGUUCCUUUGUGAAACCUAAAUCAAAGUCGUCUAAAAGGAAGACCAAGACACUAGGCCCAAUUCCUAAAGAAAGCAAAACUAGUGCUCCAAAGCCUUACGACCCACCGGCAGUAUCUAUGAAGCAAUCUGACUCCUCCCUCGUGUCACCAUCCACUCUACCAUCAGCAGGAAGUUCUUCUAAUGUUUCCAUCGAACAAGCUAUACCUACUACACCACUGCCGAUGCAACAAGCUGCCACUACAUUACAGAUGCUGCCUUCAAUCCAAGUUGCCUCAACGAGUCUCCUUGAGACUCCAUCCACUCCAAACUUGUCCGACAUAGGGAAUCCAUCCUCGACAUUGAGGCCAAACCAAAAUCUAGUGGCUAAUCAUACAUCACAGCUAACUAGACAAGUGCCUCCUCUGACGGACUCAGCCACUAAUGCACUUAAGUUUCUGCGAAGAUUCGGGUUCGAUAAGGAUUAUCAAGUUCCCUCUCAAGGGCGAGUAGAACCUUUGGGGUGUAAGUACACUUGGCUGCGUAAACAAAAUGGGAGAGUCCUGUUAAGGGAACGAUUAGAUAGGGCUCUCUUCAAUAUGCUGGCACUUGAAGCUUUCCCUAACACCAAAGUGAUUAACCUCCCCCGGCUUUGCAGUGACCACCAUCCUAUGUUGCUCUGCUUAGAAGCAUCUUUGCAAAGAGACAGGAUCUCCAAACCUAUCCAAUUUGAGGUUGCAUGGUUAACUCAUGAAGAUUUUAAACCGACUUUCACAAGUGCAUGGGCUUCACACAGGUCAUCAAUAACCGCUGCCAUUAAGUCAGUUCAGGGGGCAUGCUUGAAAUGGAAUAAGGAAGUAUUUGUCCUUUGGAAUGGGGAAACAUUACCACCUUUUAAUCCUCAACGAGGCCUAAGGCAAGGGGACCCGCUUUCCCCUUGUUUGUUCAUCAUGUGCAUGGAAAAACUAUCCCACAGGAUACAAAGCAAAGUGCAAUCCAGGUCCAUUCUAUUGCCAAAUGGUAUUUGUACAGCCAUUGAUAGUAUGAAUAGGAAGUUUCUUUGGGGCUCUGAUAUUGCUAAUAAACCACACCUUGUCAGUUGGGUGACAGGGUGCCGAUCACGAGAUCUUGGUGGGUUGGGUUUACGCUCAGCCAAGGAAAAUAACCAAGCGUUGGUCACAAAACUGGGCUGGCAAUUAAUCUCUAAUCCAAAUAAACCUUGGUGUGGAGCUCUCUUGGCAAAGUACCUAAAAAGUGGGUCUGUGAUGCAUUGCCCCACCUCUGUGACAGCUUCAGCUACAUGGAAGACUCUUUCCCCUGUUCCACCUGAUUUUAUGGACGCCCUUAUCUCGCAGGCCAUAACCCCGUCUGGAGACUGGAACGAGAGUUGGCUUGGAAAUCUUCUUCCUCAAAAUGUAGUUGAUCAGAUUUUGGCAACUCCAAUUCUAGUGUUUGGACAGCAAACGGAUAAAAUUUUCUGGAAUGGCUCCCCAGAUGGUACCUUCACUGUCAAAUCCACCUUCUAUUUGUUGCAGCAACAACAUGUUAACCCAACUCAACGUGAGGAGAACUGGAGGUGGUUCCCACCUGAUUUCCCUUUUCUCAAGCUGAAUACGGAUGGGGCACUGAACCAUUCCUCAGGGAGAGCUAGUGCAGGUGGACUCAUUCGGGAUCAUGGCGGUCGAUGGAUUCAUGGUUUUGCUAUUAACAUUGGGCCACAAACUACCUACAUGGCAGAGCUUUGGGGAUGUCAGAUUGGCCUUCAGCUAGUUCUCGAGCUGGGUAUUACUCACUUGGUUUUGGAAAUGGACUCGCUCUUCACUGUACAGAUGAUACAGGCGAGGAAGGCCGGAGAUGGCCAAACUUCAGUGCUAUUGUUGGACAUUUUUCAUUUGGUGAACUCCUUUGAGGUUUGCAUAGUUCAACACACGUUGAGGGAAGGAAACACAGCAGCAGAUUUCAUGGCAUCUAUCGGACAAGAUCUCAACCACAGCACCACCUUCUUUCCAACUCCACCACCAGAUAUCAGUGGCAUCCUCCAUGGGGAUAGCAUAGGAACUCUAUUCCUCAGGAUUUAGCUUUAUCUAGCUUCUUAUGUACCAAAAAGAAAAAAAUCUAGUGUUGGUUUUCUGUUCAAGAUGGUGAGUGGAUUCUCUGAUUCCAUCCACUUUACUUUUCUGAUAUUUCCCUUCAUAAAGACGCAUCUUUUAUACAAAUCUCUUAUAAAAU
Rubroshorea leprosula is the source of this 2650-nucleotide messenger RNA. Lineage: Eukaryota; Viridiplantae; Streptophyta; Magnoliopsida; Malvales; Dipterocarpaceae. The record is from the annotation of a GenBank genome assembly.